CUGAGACCAAAGACAAGCACACAGAAGAAAGAAAUUCAUAAAGAUUUGGAACACCUCGAAGUAUAUCUUCAUAUUCUAGUAUGGAGAACAAAACAGAAGCAUUUCAGCAACAAGAACCUCUCCUCAAAAGAAAUCCUGAACGCCUGCUUUGCUCUGAUCACAGUCUGGUAUUCAUUUGCAAGUCACCUCCUAGUGAAGGUGGUUUACAAUCAGUAGACAGCCAGCAGCCUCUUCAGGUCAAACUGCCAUCGCAGUGUAACGUCCACCAGCUUCGUGUACGCCUGUGCAUGUUAGCGCAGGAGACGAACCGAUAUCCUGAUCCAUUUGCGCUUCUGGACCCAGAGCGAUACAGCUUGUUGUACCUUAAGGAUGAAGAGUGCUAUGAAAUCUAUGAUGACUUUCAGGUAUUGCGAACUUUGGAUGCACCCUGGUCUCAGAGUGCCGAUGGUCUACAGACCCUCAGUGUCACUGUGCUGGCUCAUAAGGCUGCAUCUGAGGAGAGAAUGAGCUUCCAGUGCAUUCUGAAUGAGCUGAUUGGAUAUGAUUUAGAUUCAGAUAUUAAUCGUUUAAGUGAACCUUGCUUUGCCAGAAGAAAGUUUGCGACACCGAGAAGGGAAGAGCUAAAAAAACGGGAUCCUGUAGCAUAUGCCACUGAACCGUGGACGACUUCUGCGGCACUUCCUAUGGACCACCAAGAUCAAUGCAAACUGUCUGUGAGUGUUUAUCAUAAAAAAUCAAGCUUUUCUGUUCAAGUUAGCAUAAGACAUACUCCCAGUGAUCUCCUUAAGAUCGCAUGGAAAUCAUUGGCCGUGAUAGACCAUUCAUUUGAAAGAUGGUCUAUGGAACAUGUUCUUAAGGUGUGUGGUAGAGAAGAGUACUUAAGUGGAGAUUUCCCGCUUUCAGACUUCCUGUGGGUCAGACACUGCCUGAAAAACACAUUGGACCUACAUCUCUCAGUGGUUCCUGUCUCAUUUCUUCCGGACGACACAGUAGGACAAGAGUACUGGCCGCUGGUGGACGCUCUUACUGGUCUGUCAGAUUCCCAUGAGGAACUUUCUGUGACCGGAAAGGAAGUAGAAGAAAUUGUAACGAUUUCUCUGUGGGACUGCGAGAGAAAAUUUAGAGUGAAACUCGUGGGGUUUGACAUUGCAGAGCUGCCAAGUAAAGUACCGCAGUUUGUUCAUGUGGAGGCCACUAUAAUCUACGGCAGCAAGAUUGUGUCGUUAGUUCGUUCGGCUUCCAAAGAGUUCACAGAUGAAGUGCUCUGGAACACCUGGCUGGACUUUGAUAUUCUCAUUAGAGAUAUCCCUCACGGAGCAAAAUUAGGCUUCACGAUUAAUGCCGGUGCCGUGGAUAGCUCCUCAACCAAGGCAACGAAGACAAAUUCUUCGAAACUUCCAGAGUACCGGAAGGAAAAGGGGAAAGUGUUAUAUUUUGUAAACCUCCAAUUAAUUGACCACAGAUCUCUUCUUAGCCAGGGCAUUCACACGUUGCAUAUGUGGCCAUUCCCUGAAGUAGACGAGGAGGCGUUUACUUAUAAGGCUGAGAAGCUUUCGACUGCCACCAACCCUGAUAUGGCCAAAUCUAUGGCAAUUACUUUCAUGUUGGAUCGCUACAGCUUUCCUUUGGUACUGCCCAAUAGUGGUACUUUUGCACAUGGUAGUGGUACCUCUACUGUAUCUGAUUCCUCAGAAUCUGGAAAACAUUCCCUCAAGUGGGUCAAAGAGGAGAGCGUUCACUAUGCCUCAAAUUUACCCCAGUUUCUUCGCAAAGUGGAUUGGAUGCAGCCGGGUGCUGUCCAGGAUGUCCAUUGGCUCCUGAGUCACUGGGAGCCAGAGGACAUAGAGCUAUCUGUGGCCCUUGAGCUUCUUAAUGUAGAUUACGCAGAUAUUAAGGUCAGAAGGUUGGCUGUCCAAAGGUUAGAGAUGCUUUCCAAUGAAGAUGUGCUUAAGUACCUGCUUCAGCUGGUUCAGACCCUUAAAGUCGAACCGUAUCACAACAGCUGUCUGGCACAAUUCCUCCUCAGUAGAGCUCUAAGGAGCAAAAGAAUCGGACAUUUCUUUUUCUGGUACUUGCGGAGUGAGGUGGCAGGAUGCCCGUUUUUUCGUCAGCGCAUGGCUGUCAUACUGGAGGCCUACCUGUUAGGCUGUGGAAAGGCCAUGUUGGAAGAGUUUCAGCUUCAGGUACAAGCUGUCAAGUGCUUGCAUGAUGUAGCCUUAACAGUGAAAAGCCUCUAUCCGGACAAGACAGAUCUUCCACCAACAGCUCCUCGCAAGCUCCAGGAUCUAUUGGAGGCGUGCGGUUUACCUUCUGACUUCCAGGUACCUUUUGAUCCUCGUGUCAGAGCUGGAAGCAUAAUACUCAGAGAUUGUAAAGUGUUGGCAUCAAAGAAGAAGCCGCUUUGGCUUGAGUUCUCCUGCAUACAUUCAGAAGCUCCAGCAAUCCCUCCGGUAGGCAUCAUCUUUAAACACGGAGAUGACCUCCGACAGGACAUGCUCAUCAUCCAGACACUCAUGGUGAUGGACUCCAUUUGGCAGGAAAAGGGUUUAAACUUGAAUCUAGUGCCUUAUGGAUGCAUUUCAACAGGAUAUAACAUAGGUAUGAUUGAGAUUGUAAGAAAUGCAGUCACUAUCGCUUCUGUCCAGAGGAGUCAGGGGGGCAUGGCGGGGGCAUUCAAAAACAAUGCCCUGUAUGACUGGCUUGAGAGGAAAUGCUCAUUACAGGAAAAUCACUUUCAGGCUAUGGAGAAGUUUGUGAACUCGUGUGCUGGGUACUGUGUGGCCACAUAUGUGCUGGGUAUUGGCGACCGCCACAAUGACAACAUCAUGAUCACUGAUCAAGGGAAUUUGAUCCACAUUGAUUUUGGACACAUCUUGGGACAUACCAAGAGCUUCAUGGGGGUAAACAGAGAAAGAGUCCCCUUUGUUCUUACCCCUGACUUCCUCUACGUUAUGGGCAGGGUAAAAGGUCGUCCUAGCCUCUACUUCCAGAGAUUCAGGGACACCUGUAUCAAUGCUUAUCUUUCCCUGCGCUCUCAGUCUCGCCUGCUUGUCACGCUCUUUUCGCUCAUGCUGCUCACUGGAAUUCCUGAGCUUAGCACGUCGCAGGACAUGCGUUACCUGACUACAGCGCUGCAGCAGGAUCAAGUGGAGGAUGAGGCUCGGAAACACUUCCUACAGCAGAUUGCCCUCUGUGAGCAAAAAGGUUGGACUGUGCAAGCGAACUGGUGGUUUCACAUGAUGGCUGGAAUUAAAUAAAAUGUAAUUAGCAUAUAAAACCUGAAAAUGUAAAAAAGAUCACAAAAAAUGUAUUGUGUAAAAAAGAUGACGCAUUCAAAUCUAUACAAUUUUAGUCAAUUACACAAAAUAUUGUUAUUUCUAUUGUACCCACUUUUUAUUUAAGCCUAUAAGAUCCCCUUUGAAACAUUUGUAUGGAUCUUAUGGGUUUGUACAAAAUCCAAACUUUUUGGUUUUAUUAAAAACAGCUUUUAUCUUGUU
Messenger RNA from Triplophysa dalaica, 3497 nucleotides. RefSeq names its product phosphatidylinositol 4,5-bisphosphate 3-kinase catalytic subunit gamma isoform. Gene Ontology annotation, biological process: phosphatidylinositol-mediated signaling; phosphatidylinositol-3-phosphate biosynthetic process; phosphatidylinositol 3-kinase/protein kinase B signal transduction. The record is from RefSeq and is a predicted model, not a curated record. Gene Ontology annotation, molecular function: 1-phosphatidylinositol-3-kinase activity; 1-phosphatidylinositol-4-phosphate 3-kinase activity. Gene Ontology annotation, cellular component: plasma membrane; cytoplasm; phosphatidylinositol 3-kinase complex, class IB. The transcript has 12 exons. Lineage: Eukaryota; Metazoa; Chordata; Actinopteri; Cypriniformes; Nemacheilidae. The coding region runs from base 81 to 3257 and encodes 1058 amino acids.